This is a messenger RNA of Drosophila arizonae, 1261 nucleotides long. RefSeq lists its product as uncharacterized. The record is from RefSeq and is a predicted model, not a curated record. Lineage: Eukaryota; Metazoa; Arthropoda; Insecta; Diptera; Drosophilidae.
ACUACAAAAUUUUGUGUAGACAUAAAAAUUCCUUAUUUCAAUUUGAUUUUUUUGUUGUAUAUUUCUACCUGAUUUAAAUAAAUUUGUUUAUUUUAUGGGGUUUGGCUUCUACCCCUUUUAAAAUUGCAGUUUUACCCAUUUUAUUGUCGCGUUUUAAGCUCCUUAAAACUCACCUUUUACAUACACCAUGGAUAUCGUAGAUAUGUGUCCAGAGGAUAAGACCCCAAAAUUCCCCUACAGUAAACACUCGAUCGCACCUAACGUGAACAACUCGUGGAGCACGGUUAACAACCAGGUCAUGGCGUCUAGCAGCAACCUAGUGAUGGAGCAACAGUCGGCCGAGUGGAAAUCGACCCAGGAUAUGAUAAGGCUUGCUCGCAUGAGAGUCGUCACCUCGGUCAUGCUGCACGCAUGGCGCCAACGCCGCGCCGAUGUCCGCAAAUUGCAGCAGGCGGUGGAACGUCUCCAAAAGAACUCCAUUUUCUCUAAAAACGAGCUACAUGUAUCCAAAACACUGAUGCGCGUCGAGCAGAAACGUUGCAGGGAGCUUCAAGUGGAACUGAAGAAAUCCACAAUAAACAUGAACCAGGCGCGAAAGUCCUGUGAGAUGCUUAACACUUCCCUAAUCAACCUGCAGGCCGACAAGGACCAACUGGAGAAAGAGCUAAUCUACUGCAGACAAGAGCAAUUGGAGCUGAAGAAAAUUGCGGCGAAAUGCAAUGAAGAUCUUCGAAAUGCGCUCUACGAGCAGCUCAACUUAAAGCAAAAGCUGGCUGAGGAGGAAUCCAACGUGCAGCAAUUGAAGCAGGAGAAGGAGCGACUUCUGAAAGAGAUGAGCGAGAUCGAAAAGGAGCACAGGAAUGUGAAGGAGUCCCUUGUCCUUCAGUUGGAAGACAAGAAUGAGGAACUAGCCAACAUGCGCUCAACAGUUGAACAACUCGAACAGAAACUCAAAGACCGUCAGAUGAAACGUAAUGAACUCAAACAGUAUCUGAAGAACAUUGAGAGCAUAGAGCAGGUGGAUCUCUGGCCGCGCCCCGAUGUCGAGCUUCCCAUAAAGCCAAUCGUCGUCUCCACACCCCAAUCACGAUCGCUUACAGUGCCGAACCGUCGAUACGGAGAGCUUUUGUCAACUGUACAAUGUUACACAUCCGUCGCCUUAUUCUGGAUAUGGCUCACUCUACUGCCUCGCAAGUCAUUGCGCUACGGCUGCAUGCCGACGAAGCGGUGAAAAGCGAGUCAAUUCACCAAAAUAAAAUGU